Spea bombifrons (plains spadefoot toad) is the source of this 4395-nucleotide messenger RNA. It is a transcript of the gene BCR, whose product is annotated as BCR activator of RhoGEF and GTPase. NCBI's taxonomy places the organism in Eukaryota, Metazoa, Chordata, Amphibia, Anura, Pelobatidae. The record is from RefSeq and is a predicted model, not a curated record. Gene Ontology annotation, biological process: protein phosphorylation; intracellular signal transduction; positive regulation of GTPase activity. Gene Ontology annotation, cellular component: membrane. Gene Ontology annotation, molecular function: guanyl-nucleotide exchange factor activity; protein serine/threonine kinase activity; GTPase activator activity. Bases 484 to 3972 code for a protein of 1162 amino acids. The transcript is spliced from 23 exons.
GGAUCCGCCCACUGCACGCAGAGAGUGACUGAUACACAAUAGAGGCCGAGGAUAACACAGGAGACGCCGCCGAGAAAAAGAUAUCUGGAAGAGAGGUGAGAGCGCUUCAAACAAAGACAUGGACCGUGGAAACCCGAGGAGCUGCCCGAACAUCGCUUGGUAACAGGGAGGGUAAUGGAUCCGGAGCGGCUUAACGAAUCGAUUCGGAAGCUGCUGCGAGCGUUCUGCUAGAUGAGCUAUGGCUGAAGCCAGCGUUAACGAGCGCCCUACAUACGGAGAACGCGUAUAGCAGAGGGCCCCUACCCUGUGAUCACGGGCCCGGGCACUCACACACAUCCUUCACGCCCUGCAUGUCAGCGUAUACUCGGCACUGAUUCCAAUUAGACAGACUGACCGGUCUCAGACAGCGGUGCGGCCAUGUUUGGACCUCCAUGCUGAAUUUGUGUAGUUUAACCCCUGCCGGUCCUGGGGCCGCGGAGCAGGAUGCUGGAGCCCGCGGGGUUUGCCGAAGCAUGGCGGGCACAGUUCCCGGACGCGGAGCCGCCCCGCAUGGAGCUGCGCACGGUGAGGGACAUGGAGCAGGAGCUAGAGAGAUGCCGGGCAUCGGUUCGCCGGCUAGAACGCGAACUCAACCGGGAGCGAUUUCGGAUGAUCUAUCUGCAGACCCUGCUGGCCAAGGAGCGGAGAGCAUAUGACCGGCAACGCUGGGGCUUCGAGGAGAGACCUUCCCCGGGCGGGGAACGACUCACUGGCGGGGAAGAGAGGGCCAGGGGCCCAGGCAAGGAGCAUAAGAGCCCAGAAGAGAGACCCCGGCUCCCUGGCCGGAGGGAGCCACCUGUUGGGGCCCCUGAUUUAUCUCCAGGUGAUGUGCCCAGGGGCCCCCGCCGCCUGCUCAGUUUGACAGAGAGAGAUGGGGUAGAGGCGCGCUCGGAUAAGCUGCGGAGAGCGUCGUCACAUCCUGAAGGCAGUCCUGGUCCCAGGGCCCCACGGGUUGUGGAACCCCGCCGCGGCCGAUCCUCGGACAGCAGCUGUGGCUGGGAUGGCGAGUACGAGGAGGCCGAGCUAAACCCACGCUUCCUGCGGGACAAUGCAUUGCCCGGUCCUGGUGGGCACUGGGGAGAGGCCUGGCCCCGCCGCUCCUUCUCGCCCCAGAGCUUUGAGGACCUGGGGGGUGGCUACACCCCCGACUGCAGCUCCAAUGAGAAUCUGACCUCCAGCGAGGAGGAGCUUUCCUCGGGCCCCUCUGGCAGAGUUUCCCCGCGGGGGCUGUGGGGCCGCUCCCCACCUUCCCCUGGCAGCUCCAGCCCACCCACACCACAAGCACCUGCAAGGCAGUGUCAGCUCAGGAUCUCUGAGGCUGCCAUAGUCGGAGUACGGAGGAGCGGACAGAUCUGGCCUAGCUGCGCAGAACCUGCUGGACGGGAUGGGAGUUUCCAUGGAGAUGCAGAUGCUUCCCUCUGCCGGACGCCCCCCGGUGGUAAUGAUGAGCAGCGGGCUCAGCACGACCUGAUGCCCUAUAUUGAUGACUCCCCUUCGUCCUCCCCUCAGCUCAGUGCCAAGAGCCGUGGAAGCAGAGAAACAAUUUCCUCUGGGUCUUUGGAGUCCAGCAAAUCGAGUGAGCUGGACCUGGAGAAGGGGCUGGAGAUGAGGAAAUGGGUGCUGUCUGCAAUCCUGGCCAGUGAAGAAACCUACCUGAGCCACCUGGAAGCCUUGCUACUGCCCAUGAAGCCUCUAAAAGCUGCAGCAACCACUUCCCAACCAGUACUGACAGUGCAGCAGAUUGAAACCAUCUUCUUCAAGGUCCCGGAGUUAUAUGAAAUUCACAAAGAUUUCUAUGAUGCACUGUUUCCACGUGUACAGAAAUGGAGCCAUCAGCAGUGUGUGGGGGACCUGUUCCAGAAGCUUGCUAGUCAGCUGGGUGUAUAUCGAGCUUUUGUUGACAACUACGAGGUCGCCAUGGAAACGGCAGAGAAAUGCUGCCAGGCCAAUGCUCAGUUUGCUGAAAUUUCUGAGAAUCUAAAAGCCAGAAAUACAAGGGAGUCCAAGGAAGUAACAGCUAAAACCUCUCUAGAAGCUCUGCUAUACAAGCCUGUGGAUCGUGUUACACGCAGUACAUUGGUUCUUCAUGAUCUGUUGAAGCAUACACCGGCUGGGCACCCCGACUAUCCUUUACUUCAAGAUGCUCUCAGAAUUUCCCAGAACUUCCUCUCCAGCAUCAAUGAGGAAAUCACUCCCCGCCGGCAGUCGAUGACCGUCCGGAAAGGAGAGCACCGGCAGCUCUUGAAGGACAGUUUCAUGGUAGAACUUGUAGAAGGUACAAGAAAAUUGCGUCAUGUCUUCCUUUUCACAGAUCUACUGCUGUGCGCCAAACUGAAAAAACAGAUAGGAGGGAAAAGCCAGCAGUACGAUUGCAAGUGGUACAUCCCUCUUGCUGACCUGAGCUUCCAGCCAUUGGAUGAAACAGAGACUGCUCCCAAUAUUCCCCUUAUUCCAGAUGAAGAGCUAGAAGUCAUCAAAGUGAAGAUAUCCCAACUGAAGAGUGAUAUACACAGGGAGAAGAAAGCUAACAAGGGAGGAAAGGGUCUGGAACGUCUGCGCAAAAAGCUGUCAGAACAGGAAUCUGUCCUCCUUCUCCUGUCCCCCAGCAUGGCCUUCAGAGUGCAGAACCGCAAUGGAAAGGGAUACACAUUUCUGACGUGGUCGGAUUAUGAGCGAGCUGAGUGGGGAGAGCAUGUACGGGAGCAGCAGAAGAAAUGUUUCAAAAGUUUCUCUCUUACAUCCCUGGAAAUUCAGAUGCUAACAAACUCCUGUGUGAAGCUGCAGACAGUCCAUAGAGUUCCCCUUACCAUAAGCAAAGAUGAUGAUGAGUCUUCUGGACUAUAUGGAUUCUUAAAUGUCAUUGUUCACUCAGCUACUGGAUUCCAGCAAAGCUCAAACCUGUUCUGCACACUGGAGGUGGAUUCUUUUGGUUAUUUUGUUAACAAGGCGAAGACCCGUGUUUAUCGGAACACUACUGAGCCCAGUUGGAAUGAGGAGUUUGAGAUAGAACUGGAGGGGUCUCAGACCCUGCGCAUUCUGUGCUACGAGAAGAGCUACAAUAAGAAUCGGCCCAUUAGAGAGGAUGGCGGAGAAAGCACUGAGCGGAUGGUGGCAAAAGGGCAAAUACAGCUUGACCCACAAAUAGUCCUGGGGAAAGACUGGCAGCGAUCCAUUGUCUCUAUGAAUGGGAUUGAGGUCAAGCUGUCACUGAAGUUCAUAAGUCGCGAGUUCAGUCUCAAGCGCCUUCCUUCACGGAAACAGACAGGAGUCUUUGGGGUUAAAAUCUCCGUUGUUACCAAGAGGGAACGUUCCAAAGUUCCAUACAUUGUGCGCCAGUGCGUGGAGGAGAUUGAGAGACGUGGGAUGGAGGAGGUUGGCAUAUAUCGGGUGUCUGGAGUGGCCACUGAUAUUCAAGCCCUAAAGAAUGCUUUUGAUUCAAAUAACAAAGAUGUAUCUGUUAUGAUGAGUGACAUGGAUGUGAAUGCCAUCGCCGGGACCCUGAAGUUAUAUUUUCGGGAACUUCCUGCUCCUCUCUUCACAGAUGAACUUUACCCCAAUUUUGCAGAGGGGAUUGCAUUGUCUGACCCUGUAGCUAAGGAGAGCUGUAUGUUGAACUUGCUGUUGUCUCUGCCGGAGCCCAAUCUGCUCACCUUCCUUUUUCUGCUUGACCAUCUCAAGAGAGUUGCAGAAAAGGAAAGUCAGAACAAGAUGUCCCUGCAUAACCUGGCCACAGUAUUUGGCCCCACUUUGCUCCGGCCAUCAGAAAAGGACAGUAAGAUCCCAGCCAAUCCUACCCAACCUAUUAGCAUGGCUGAUAGCUGGAGUCUGGAAGUUAUGUCACAGGUGCAAGUUCUGUUGUACUUUCUUCAACUAGACACUAUUCCGACUCCGGACAGCAAACGUCAAAGCAUCCUCUUUUCUACUGAGGUCUAAACUUCAUCAAGCUGCAGCUAGCAGAUGGUGUCACAUAAGAUUACUGCCGGUCCCUCUCCUCUGCUGGGUUAUGCACUCUGGAAAGGGAUUUUGUUGGACCCUGCCACCUAUGUAAAGGCUCAGUAAUCUAUCAGAACUGACAGAGUAUUUUUUCUUUAAUUUAUUUAUUUAUUGGCUAGUAGGUCGCUAAUAGGACAGAUGCCGGUCCAUGAACCUACCCUUGAAUGUGGGGACCAGUACCUGGAUAGUUGCAGUAAUAUAUCAGAAGCCUGUAACUUGUCAGGGACCAAACAAGAAAUAAUAUAUUCAUAUAGGUUGAUCUAUAAGGGAGGUGUAUUACCUUUUUUUUUCAUUCCCAAAUAGGGGUAAUUUGAGGCCACUGUUUCUAAAGCCUGGGGUCAGUUUUUACUUUUUUUUUUAAUA